AUGAUUCACAUUACAAAAUUGUCCACCUUUUCUCCAAUAAUUGACACUCGCUAUAAAAAAUACAAGGAAGCAAUAGUUGCGUUCAAGGCAUCUGCUGAAUCUGCUUUUGGGCUUCUUUAUGAUCGUCUUCUACCUUCAUGGGUUGAUGAACCACGCAACAGUAACUGUUGUGAAUGGAAGAAUGUGACUUGUAAUUCCAGUACAGGUCAUGUCAUCCAUCUCUCCCUCUACAAUAUACGGGAAUAUAGUACAAGUAAAGUCCCUUUUUAUGAGGGAAAAAACAUGGAUAUGUAUCUCAACAUGUCUCUUUUCCACCAUUUUAAGGAGCUUACAAGUCUAAAUUUAUCCUCUAAUGAGAUUCGUGGUUUUGUUGACAAAGAAGCUGUGGAAAAAUUGUCAAAUUUGAAGAAACUACAGGUUUUAGACCUCAGUGAUAAUUACUUCGACGCAAGCAUAAUGUCAUGGGUAACUACUCUUACAUGGGUCGAAAUAUUAAAUCUGAAACGAAAUAGUAUGGAAGGUUCCUUCCCUAGUCACGAUCUAGCUAACUUGCAAAACUUGAAAAUAUUGGAUCUAAGUAACAAUCAAUUGAAUGGCACACUACAAAAGCAAGAUUUUUUAACUCUUAAACGUCUGGAGGUUUUAGAUUUGAGUUGGAAUAACUUCAAUAGCACUAUUCCUCCAUAUACGUGGGCACCUCCUUCUCUUCGAGCAUUGUCUUUAAGUUUUAACAACUUUGGUGGCUCCUUGUCAAGUUUGUGCAGCCAGAAGAAUCUUGAAGAAUUAGACCUGCGAUCGAAUAUGUUUGGAGGCCAUCUUCCUAGUUGUUUAUAUGAUUUGACGUCUCUUAGAUACUUAGAUCUAUCCAAUAACCAUGUCAGAGGGCCCAUUCCUUCAUCUUUGUCUAGUCUCAAAUCCCUCAAGUACAUUAAUCUUGAACAGAAUCUGCUUGAAGGAUUCUUCUCUUUCAGCUCAUUUGCUAACCAUUCCAGCCUUGAGCUUGUCAACUUCAGUGACAACAAAAUUGAGGUUGAGACGAGAUAUCCUGGUUGGGUUCCACCAUUUCAGUUAAAGGUUCUUGUCCUGCGAAAUUGUCAUCUCCCUCGUCUUCCUGAGUUUCUUUAUCAUCAGUUUAGAUUGAAAAAGAUCGACUUGUCUAACAACAGAAUACAAGGAAGGUUUCCCAUUUGGUUGCUUUACAACAAUACAGAGCUAGACCAAAUAACCUUUAAAAAUAAUAGCUUCAAGGGUCAACUUCAUCUACCUGCAAACUCCAGCUUCAAUAUUUCUGAUUUGGAUGUCUCAGACAAUCACUUUUAUGGACAGCUUCUAGAUAUUGGCGAAAAGAUAUUUCCCAACCUCCAGUUUCUCAAUUUAUCAAAAAAUCAUUUUCGGGGUGAUUUCCUUUUCUCACCUGGUGACGACUGUAAAUUGAGAAACUUGGAUUUGUCUUUUAACAACUUCUCAGGUGAAGUACCACAGAAAGUGAUUUCAAGUUGCACUUAUUUGGAAACUCUAAAGCUAUCUCAUAAUAACUUUCAUGGCAAAAUAUUCACAGCUCAAUUUAACCUUACUUUGUUAUGGUCCUUGCAUCUGAAUGACAACAAAUUCGUGGGAACAUUAUCAAGUUCUUUGAUGUCCCAGUUUGUUACACUAUCAGUAUUAGACCUUAGUAACAACAGAAUUCAUGGUGAAGUUCCAGGCUCCAUAAACAACAGUAAAAUUUUGUAUUACGUAAACCUCUCUCAUAACUUUUUUAAAGGUCAAAUACCAUGUGAAGUUUUUUCAGCUACCUACGUGGACCUUUCAUAUAACAACUUUUCUGGAUCAUUACCUUCUUGUUUCAACCAGAGGCAUUCAGGUGUUGGAGAAACGUUGUUUAUAAAUUUGGAAGGUAACAGGUUAACUGGAUCCAUACCAGAUGAUUUUCUCAAUGCAUCAAGCCUACUGACUUUGAACUUGAAAGAUAACAGACUCUCAGGCAGCAUUCCCAAUAACUUUGGUUCAUUUCCAAACUUACAGGCUCUUCUAUUGGGGGGAAACUAUUUAAAUGGUUUCAUUCCGAGUUGGCUGUGCGAACUAAAUGAAGUCAGCUUAUUAGAUCUUUCAAGAAACUCUUUUUCUGAACUAUUUAAAUGGUUUCAUUCCGAGUUGGCUGUGCGAACUAAAUGA
This is a messenger RNA of Jatropha curcas, 2172 nucleotides long. The record is from RefSeq and is a predicted model, not a curated record. NCBI's taxonomy places the organism in Eukaryota, Viridiplantae, Streptophyta, Magnoliopsida, Malpighiales, Euphorbiaceae.